This is a messenger RNA of Cercospora beticola, 2427 nucleotides long. RefSeq lists its product as uncharacterized. The record is from RefSeq and is a predicted model, not a curated record. Lineage: Eukaryota; Fungi; Ascomycota; Dothideomycetes; Mycosphaerellales; Mycosphaerellaceae. Gene Ontology annotation, molecular function: protein binding.
AUGCGGCUCCUCAACAUCGAGACCUUCCAAUUCACCUCCUUUCGCGAGAACAACCGCCCCAAAUACGUGAUUCUAUCGCAUCGGUGGGUUGAGGACCAUGAAGUGACACUCCAAGAUGUACAAGAAGGCAAGAACACGCAUUUCAGUGGAUACGAGAAGAUCGUGCAGUUCAGCGGCUUUGUCAAAGAGCACAUGCCUGGGAUAGAGUGGCUGUGGGUGGAUACUUGCUGUAUCAACAAGGACAACAGCGCAGAGCUUUCAGAAUCUCUGAACCUGAUGUUCGACUGGUAUCACAAUGCUGAGAUGUGCAUUGCGUACUUGGCAGAUGUCUCCAACGACAUCGAAAGCCAGAAGCCUGACGCACACCAGGUAGAUGGCAAGAAUAGCAAUGUCGAGGAGCAUUUCGCGCAGAGUGAGUGGUUCCGUCGGGGCUGGACCUUACAAGAAUUGCUAGCACCGCCUACGGUGAUAUUUGUCGACAGAACAUGGAAAAUCAUUGGCAAUAAAGGGGCAUCCACGAAUGGAAGUAGCGCAAAAUUUGCAGGGGAAGGACUCGAAAGUAUUACCACUGAGAUUACAGGAAUUCCCGAACAUGUCUUGCGCGACUACGAUACAUGCAACAAAUUUAGUCCGAAUGUAAAGAUGGACUGGAUGAUUGGUCGUGCAACUACCCGUGCAGAAGACAAGGCGUAUGCGCUUUUUGGAAUACUCGGAAUCGCACCCGGAGCAAACUAUGGAGAGAAGUAUGAAGGCGCGAAGCAUCGUCUCGACAUGGCUUUAGAGCACAAAGAAGGAGCGAAAAGAUUCCAGAGUAUCGUAGACUGGCUCUCGCCGCCGGAUCCAUGGACAAAUCACAACUCGGCACGUCAGCUGCAGGACCCCGGCUCAGGUGAUUGGUUACUGAAUUCAGAUCCAUAUGAAAACUGGAAAACUGCCUCUGACCGUAUCCUAUGGCUGCACGGUAAAGCCGGCUGUGGUAAAACUGUACUCUGCUCCACAGCUAUUGAGGAAGUGAAGACCUAUUGCGGGGGACGGCCACAUGCUGGUUAUGCUGUCUUCUACUUCACUUUCUCUGACAGUCGAAAGCAGCAAUUGGUCGAUCUGCUUCGCUCGCUUGUUGCACAAUUGGGCUGGAAAGGUCCCGCUUUGUCCCUACUCCAACAAGCGCACGACAGACCCAAUCGAAGCCCGCUAGGCCUUCGUGAACUUGAGGGAAUAGUGGCGUCUUGUUUCAUUGCGUAUGACGAGCUAUUCUUGCUUCUGGAUGCGCUAGACGAGUGUCCAGAAGACAACGAUACUCGGCACGAUGUAUUCAAGUGGCUGGGAAGCGUCUCGCGCGGAAACAGGACCGUCAAGGUGUUAGCAACCAGCCGAGAAGUACCGGACAUAGAGAAGGGAAUGACUAAGCUGCACGCGACAUCGAUGCCAAUAGCUUCAGAUCCGGUCAACGAGGACAUCCGUCGUUACACAGUGUCUCAGCUCGAAGAGGACCAUCGCUUGUCUCGACUAGAUAGGAAAACGAAGCAAUUGAUCGAGGAUACUAUUACCAACAAAGCUGAUGGGAUGUUUCGUUGGGCAUACUGCCAACUUCAGGAGCUGAAGAAGCUCAAGUCCACUAAGCCCAGUUCGGUUAGGAAGGCCUUGUAUGACUUACCUCAGACCCUAGACGAGACUUACGAACGAAUUCUGGUGAGUAUAUCGGACGAUUAUCAUCGCGACGCUGUCGCUAUGCUCCGGUUACUGGCAUUUUGCAAGUCGCCACCCACGCUUGACGAACUUGCGGAGAUCACGAUCAUUGAUUGGAGUGGGGACGGGCACGUAGAUACAGAGGACCGCCCAGGGCUCGAGGAUCCGCUAGAGAUCUUGCCGGGACUUGUUACAGUUUACCAGGCGAAGGAGUGGAAUUCUGACCAGCGUGAGCACACCGUGAAAGCAAGAGUCAGGCUAGCCCAUUUCUCGGUUCAGGAAUAUCUUGAGUCAACCCGAAUCUCACAAAGCAGAGCAAAUGCCUUCCAUCUCGAGAAGGGGCGGGAUCACAGAAUACUGAACCACAGCUGUCUGGCCUACCUCGACUAUUAUAGCGGUUGUGAUGAACGGCUUUCUGAGAAGCGGGAUCUGGAGACUUUUCCUUUACUCGAGUACACGGCAAAGUCGUGGUACUAUCAUUCCCCAUUGCAGCAGCCGCCAGAUGUCGCACGUGAGCUGCGAUUUCUUUCUGACCAGCGUAUCGUGGAGCACUGGCUCAUGGUGGAAAAUAUGGAAUGGGGCACUGGACUCGAGGUAGUUGUCCACGAACUUCUCAAAUGUAAAGCAGAUCCUAAUGUUAAGGGAGGCUUUUACGGCAAUGCACUACAGGCGGCAUGUUUAAUAGGCUACGAGCGAAUAGUGCAGAUACUUCUCGAUGCCGGCGCCGACGUUAACGCUUAG